AUGUCAUUUGACAGAUUGAUACGAUUUGAAGACGCGGAAGGCGUUGAGAGAUAUGGCAAUAUUGACAACAACAUUCCGGCAUCGGAGCUGCUUGGAAAGACAGUGCAAGUCGUAUUGGGUACUCUGGAGUCUGGCUUCAACGUAUCUGAUGAUCAAGCCGUAGUCGGCAAAUUGUUGUGUCCGCUGCCAAACUCACCCCUCAUUAUCUGUGCUGGGGUCAAUUAUAAGUCUCAUGCAAGCGAAACAAAGUUUCAACCGCCCAAGAAGCCUGUAAUCUUUGCGACCCCUCCCGACAGGCUCGCAGGACCGCUGGACGAUAUCAAGAUCCAUCCAGACGCGCAGGAGCUACUUGACUACGAGGGUGAACUAAGCGUUGUGAUCGGAAAAGAUGGAUUCGACAUCGGCGAAGACGAGGCGCUGGAUUACGUUCUUGGUUACACCGUAAGCAACGACGUGUCAGCGCGUAACCUCCACGCACUCGACGUCUCCGGAUAUCAAAUGGGAUACGCAAAGUCUUUUGACGGAUUCGGACCUAUUGGGCCCAGCCUAGUAUCCCCUAAGCUGAUCACCGACCCGCAAAAUCUGAAGCUGACAACCACUGUGAACGGAACCGUCCGUCAAAGAACUGUCAUUAUGACCGGAACGCCGGAGGGCGUGGGAUGGCACACCAAUGGCUGCUUGAACGACGGUGAUGUGGUUCAGAUCGAGAUCGAGAAUCUGGGUCAUAUCAAGAACAAGAUGGUCUUCCAAAAGAGCGACUAA
Messenger RNA from Colletotrichum scovillei, 762 nucleotides. RefSeq lists its product as uncharacterized. The transcript has 4 exons. Bases 1 to 762 code for a protein of 253 amino acids. Gene Ontology annotation, molecular function: catalytic activity. The record is from RefSeq and is a predicted model, not a curated record. Lineage: Eukaryota; Fungi; Ascomycota; Sordariomycetes; Glomerellales; Glomerellaceae.